GUUUAAAGUAACGCUAGACAUGAAAUGUGUCUGUGAAUAAAAACAUGGAGUCCGGAACUGCUGCUAAACGUGCAAAAUGCUGAACUGACCAGUGGACGAGAACAACGACAAAGAGAUCGCACGGGAAGGGAGAUCGAAAGCGCCGAAAGCAAAAGGAAGCGUAGCGACUAUCAGUAGCAGCGCGCAAUGAGUGAGCUGAGAAUCGGAGUGCUGGGAGCCGGUGUGGUGGGUCUGACGACGGCACUGCAAUUGCAGGAAACCUUCCGCCAGGCAAAGGUCGACGUCAUCGCCGAUAAAUUUAACACCGAUACGACCAGCUACGUUGCCGCCGGCAUUUUCCGCCCGGGCACCAGUUUCUGUGGGCCUGAUGACGCCACGACAAGCAAGUGGGUCAACGAUUCCUAUUCCUACUGGGAUGAGCUGCGCGGAGGUCGCGAGGCUGCCAACGCCGGAAUCACGCAUCUUUCCGGUUAUAUAUUUUCCAGCAAGUCGGCAAACAUUGUUCGAAAUCAUCUAAUUGAGCAUCUCGUACCUUUGUACCGGCGCGCCACUGAAGCCGAACUCCGCAUUUGUCCCGGCGACUGGAAAUAUGGCUCAUUCUUCACGACCAUCCUCACCGAGACCGCAAGAUUCCUUCCAUGGGCGACGGAGCGAUUCAAGCAAAACGCUGGUCGCUUGGUCAAGAAAGAAAUUGCGUCGUUUCGAGAUCUGCACGGAGGAGCGUACGAUGUCGUCGUGAAUUGCGCUGGCCUUGGUGCUAAGCAGCUCUGCAAUGAUCAUAAACUUGUGCCAAUUCGAGGUCAAGUCAUAAAGGUGAAAGCCAAUUGGUUGAAAACUUUCUUCUAUGGCGACUAUGACACCUACGUGAUCCCCGGUUUCAAUUCCGUCACCUUAGGUGGCUGCCGGAAUUACGACUCGUAUGACACCACUGUCAGCAAAUACGACAGUUUGGCGAUUCGCGAACGCUGCGAAGCGUUAGUCCCGAGUCUGAAAACAGCUCCCGCUGUCGCUGAAUACGUCGGAUUAAGACCCCAUCGUGAUCCGGUGCGUGUCGAGCGUGAAACCUUGCGAUGUGAGGGUCAAUCGAUGAAAGUGGUGCACAAUUACGGCCACGGUGGCUAUGGAGUUACCACCGCUCCCGGGACAGCCAAGCACGCUGUUCGACUUGUAGUCGAAGCCCUCUCUGGCAGCAGCAAAUUGUAAUAUCCGCCGGUUAACGUAACAUAUAUAUUUUCUCAUAGAUGCUUAUAACAUGAUUUUUGAUUCGAUUAAAUAAGUACGAUUUGUUAAGAAACAUA
Messenger RNA from Dalotia coriaria, 1298 nucleotides. RefSeq names its product D-amino acid oxidase 1 (gene Daao1). Gene Ontology annotation, biological process: D-amino acid catabolic process. Gene Ontology annotation, molecular function: D-amino-acid oxidase activity; FAD binding. Bases 187 to 1203 code for a protein of 338 amino acids. NCBI's taxonomy places the organism in Eukaryota, Metazoa, Arthropoda, Insecta, Coleoptera, Staphylinidae. The record is from RefSeq and is a predicted model, not a curated record. Gene Ontology annotation, cellular component: cytoplasm. The transcript has 5 exons.